CAACUUUGUUUCCCACAACACUUGUUACAUAAUAUAACUCAAACAUUGGGUGAUUUAUAGAGGGUAAGAGGAGUCCUCAACAAAUUGUAUUUCUUUUCUUCAUUUGUUCUUGUAACAGAGGACUCCUUUCUUUCUUUUUACUUCAUAAUUUCCCUGAAUCUAUAGCGUCUGUGGAAUUAAAGCUCACCACCUAACACUUCAAUGGAGCACAGACUUAUUUUUGUUGCAACUCUGUUAUCUACUAUUUCACUCCUCGAUCUUUCUUCAGCUCGCGAGGAGGGACAGAGAUGUAUCAAGAACAGCGACUGCGACUCGGGAUUGCACUGCGAGACGUGCGUUGCAGACGGCAACGUGGUGCCCAAAUGCACCAGAAUCAAACCCAUCAGCCCCAUUUCUCAGGUUCAAACGCUACCGUUUAACAAGUAUUCAUGGUUGACAACCCACAAUUCGUUUGCAAGGUUAGGUGACAGGUCGGCGACUGGCUCAUUAAUUAUCGCUCCUACUAACCAGCAGGACUCCAUUACUGAGCAGCUUAACAAUGGUGUUAGAGGGUUAAUGCUGGAUAUGUAUGACUUCCAAAAUGGUAUUUGGUUAUGUCACUCGUUCGGCGGCAACUGCUACAAUUACACAUCUUUUCAACCCGCCAUUAAUGUGCUCAAAGAAAUUCAAGCCUUUCUUCAAGCAAACCCAUCAGAGAUUGUGACCAUCAUCAUUGAAGACUAUGUUACAUCACCAAAGGGCUUGACCAAAGUGUUUGAUGCAGCUGGUUUGAGAAAAUUCUGGUUCCCAGUGUCAAGAAUGCCAAAAAAAGGCGGGGAUUGGCCGACGGUUGCUGAUAUGAUCCAGAAAAAUCAGCGUUUGGUGGUUUUCACUUCAAAACGAGCAAAGGAGGCAAGUGAAGGGAUAGCCUAUGAGUGGAACUAUGUGGUCGAAAACCAAUAUGGAAAGGGUGGAAUGGUUGCUGGAUCAUGUCCAAAUCGCGCCGAAUCAUCUUCCAUGAACACAACAUCAAAAUCGUUGGUCUUGGUCAACUAUUUUCGAGAUGCUCCCGAUAUAACCCAAGCUUGCAAGGAUAAUUCAGAUGCAUUGCUUCGCAUGGUGAAUACGUGUUAUGAUGCGUCUUCUAAAAGAUGGCCCAACUUUAUUGCGGUUGAUUUUUACAAGAGGAGUGAUGGUGGGGGAGCUCCUAAAGCUACGGAUGUCGCAAACGGUCAUUUAGUUUGCGGGUGUGGAACCAUUGCUAGCUGCAAGACCAAUGUGAGCUUUGGAGUAUGUCCACAGCCUGAGGCUGAAGUUGUCCCAAGAACUGCACCAUCAACAACAAACUUUGGUUAUUCGAAUACGGGACCAGUUCAGCUGCUGUGGUUGUUUGGGACUCUUCUUGUGACACUUCUAAUGUUGUUUUCGCUGUAGACUUUAUAACCUGAAAGUAUUCUCUUCUAAAUUCAUAACUCAGUGAAAAGAAAAAGGGAAUUCUAGUUUCUAACCAAAAUCAAGUUUGACUGUCAAUGGUAUUUGAAUUAGAGUUUAA
Messenger RNA from Malus domestica (apple), 1531 nucleotides. Its product is annotated as PI-PLC X domain-containing protein At5g67130-like. Lineage: Eukaryota; Viridiplantae; Streptophyta; Magnoliopsida; Rosales; Rosaceae. Gene Ontology annotation, molecular function: phosphoric diester hydrolase activity. The record is from RefSeq and is a predicted model, not a curated record. Gene Ontology annotation, biological process: lipid metabolic process.